AUGGGCCACCCGCUGCGCUCCGUCCGCGGGAUCGAGCGCCGGCUGGACGCCGUCGAUGAGCUGGCGGGCUCGUCGCUCGCCACGUCAGCGCUGUCAUCCGCCACAUCAGCAGCACACGCACGGGGAGAAAUCCGGGUGGCGAUGAGGCGGCUGCCGGAUCUGGAGCGCCUGAUUGGUCGAAUGAGAGCAAUGGGCGCCCAUGCUAAGGAGGCGCUACCUGGACCAAUGGCGGAGCAGCUGCUGAGGAAGCAGGUCACCCACUUGUGCUCUGCAGUGCGAGGGGUGCGCGCAGCCCUGCUCUUCCUUGAUUCCCUUCUCAACGGAUCGCUCACGGGAGAGCCUGUUGCCUUUCGCUCCGCCAUCCUACGUGGCAUCAUGCGAUUGGCUCCUGCUGCCGCCUCUGCUGACAGCAGAGAGACUGACCCGGAAGAGGAGGAGGAGGAUGAGGGAGGAGGUGGAGGAGAAGGGGCAAGGCAGGGGGAGGGGGAGGAGGAGGAGGAGGAGGAGGAGGAGGAGGAGGAGGAGGAGGAGGAGGAGGAGGAGGAGGAGGAGGAGUAG
Closterium sp. Naga37s-1 is the source of this 558-nucleotide messenger RNA. Lineage: Eukaryota; Viridiplantae; Streptophyta; Zygnematophyceae; Desmidiales; Closteriaceae. The record is from the annotation of a GenBank genome assembly.